Molecule: messenger RNA, 1332 nt
Organism: Panicum virgatum (switchgrass)
Lineage: Eukaryota; Viridiplantae; Streptophyta; Magnoliopsida; Poales; Poaceae
Product: phosphatidylinositol transfer protein 3-like
Exons: 6
Coding region: 159-950 (263 amino acids)
Source: RefSeq, a predicted model, not a curated record
AUCGUCGUCUUCCUCCCUCGUCCACAAGCUGCUCGCUCGAUCCCCUUUCUGCCGAGCUAGCUAGCCGCGCGUGGCCUCCCCGCGUCGGCAGCUCGCCAUUUCUACCCGCUCGUCGUGCGCUCGCUGCUGGCUGCUGCUGCUAGGUCGAGGAGGGGGACAUGGCGAGCGCUGGAGGCGGCGCGGCGGGGGAAGGGGAAUGGCUCAAGGUCGCCGAGCUCAGGGCCGCCGUCCAGGCGCAGGACCCCGGCGCCAAGGAGGUGGACAACCUGACGCUGCGGAGGUUCCUUCGCGCGCGCGACCACAACGUGGACAAGGCCGCCGCCAUGCUCCUCAAGUACCUCAAGUGGCGGAGGGAGGUGGCGCCCGAGGGCUUCGUGCCGGAGGAGCGGGUGCGGAGGGAGCUCGCGCAGGACAAGGCCUGCAUGGGCGGCGUCGACAGGAGCGGCCGCCCCAUCCUCGUCGCCUUCGCGGCCAGGCACUACUCCGCCGACCGCGACCUGGCAGAGUUACGCGUUUCGCAAUACAGAGUGUGUUUAGUUGUGAAAAAGUUUAGAUGUUUUGUUGCCUACUUCUUGGACAAGAUCUGUGCCAGGAUCCCCAGAGGUCAGGAGAAAUUCCUCGCCAUCGUUGAUAUUAAGGGCUGGGGGUAUGCAAACUGCGACGUCCGGGCCUACAUCGCUGCGAUAGAGAUUAUGCAGAACUACUACCCGGAGCGGCUCGGCAAGGCGCUGAUGAUCAACGUGCCCUACAUCUUCAUGAAGGUGUGGAAGACGAUGAUCUACCCGUUCAUCGACACCAACACCAGAGACAAGUUCGUUUUCGUGGACGACAAGAGCCUGCACGAGACGCUGCGCCGGGAGGUCGACGAGACCCAGCUCCCCGAGUUCCUUGGCGGCAAGAUGCCUCUGAUUCCCCUCAAGGACUAUGCCCAGCAGACUGAAUCGGCUUAGCCAUUACCAUUACACAUUUACACGUCGGUAAUAUCCAUUAGCGAUUUAAUUUCGUGCACAAAGUAAGGAUGAUCAUUUGCCUCAAAAGGGAGGAAGAUGGAAUAAUCUAGCUGCUACUAGUCCUGCAACAAUGGCGUAAUUGUAAAAUGCAGCUCUGUCCGCUCGCAUACUUCAGCUGCUCCAAUUAGCGGGGGACCAGUCAGCAGUUCUUCAGCUGCUCCAAUUAGCGGGGGACCAGUCAGCAGUUGUCUGCACCACAUGCUGGCCUACAUGAAAUAAAAUUGUGAAUGGGAAGGACCGAGGGUCUAAAUUUUAGAUCAUGUUAUAUUAAAGAGAAUCUUGAUAUUUAGAAGUAUUAAAUAAAAUCUAAUUAUAAAACUAA